Molecule: messenger RNA, 1963 nt
Organism: Cadophora gregata
Lineage: Eukaryota; Fungi; Ascomycota; Leotiomycetes; Helotiales; Ploettnerulaceae
Exons: 2
Coding region: 90-1658 (522 amino acids)
Source: RefSeq, a predicted model, not a curated record
UCUACAGCUUCACUUCUUUGUGACUACAACAAGCAGCAAAAUAGCGAUGACAGACGACCUGCUCCCUGGCCAGCACAUCUAACACCAAUAUGGAGUCCUCGCCAUUGAUUCUGGCCCACGACCAUGCGCGGGCAGCCUCCGUCGCAACCCAGAGUUCCGAUACGACUGUAGCUAUCAACGAACAUGCGCUGGCAGCUGGAGAAUUCGCAAAAGCUGCGUCUGGAACUGGGAGUGCUGAGGCUUUAAGGACGCUGAGACUUUUGGAGCAGCAUCACCAGAGACUCUCUGAACUUCUGCGAUACCCCUCCGAAAACCCACCGACAACAACUGCUACAGAGCCAGAAGUCCAGGCAGUGACCGAGAAACCUCUUUCAACAUCUGCGGCCGUUUCAGAGUUACGUGCUUCCAAGUCGGACCUUGGUCCUAUAUCGGCUUCUGCUCUCCGAAAUCCACCAAGUCUACAACAUCCCCGCCGUCUUCCCCCGAGAGAUCUGAGCUCUUCGAUCGCUAGCAACCUUGCAUCUGCACGUGGUAUCCGUGCGAACUAUACACGCCAGCCACUAUCGCCAAGUGUUUCCACUCAACAAGCUGCUGGUGGACUGGAGACUCUCCCUCGUAGAGAUGGCAAACGGUCAAAGAUUCCGGCUAGCAUCCCGGAGCAUUCACAACCAAGCUGGGUGCCGCCAGCUGUGGUCAGUCCUAAGAAAGUAGAGAUACCUACGGCCGUGGGAGAAGCAUCCUCUUCGAACGAUGAAGGCUUCUCCAGGUUCUACAAUACUUUUGAGAAUAUCCUGUCAAAGCUAUCUGCGCCACUCGCAUUUGCAGGUUUGCCCUUGAUAUCCGAAGAAGGGCAGGCUCCAGCUCCUACCGAAGCUCCAAAGGGUGUUAAGCAGCGGCCAAAGAGCAAGGAACGGUCGGGUUCUGAUCCAGAUCUCACCAAGUUUAUUUCCAGAUCGGCACUUCGAGCAUCGGCUCGUGACGGACAGUCCGGCAACGACUCCUUCUAUGUGGUUCCUACAGCUGGUGGAACAAUACCAUAUGCUGCUAUUGUGUCAUAUGAGCAAAAGGAGAAACGAAGAAUGGCAGCAUCCAUGCACAGUGAAAAUGCAGACCUCUUCGCUGAUCCGAACGAGGAAGAUGAUUUCGUAGAUGCCAGAGAAACACCUAUGCCGGUAUCACCCACAACCUCUAAGCGAAGCUUUGGACGGAAACUCAGCACCAGAGAGGUUGAGAACAAAGUCGAGGAACUGAACAUGGAGAACAAGAGUCUGAAAGACUGUAUCGACAAGCUCAGCAAACGUUUACAUGCAUUCGAAAUGUCAGCGCAACAGAACAGCAUGGCUCUUCAAGAGAGCAUUCGCUUAACUCGCAACAUGAGCCCUGCUAGGGACGCAUCCAGUCGUGGUGGGGAUGAAGGGUUGAAGCGAAGAGUCCUGGAGCUGGAGCAGCACUUGGCACUUGGUAGCAAGGAAAUUGAGAGACUUGGCAAGGAGAACGAUAAGCUUAAAAUUGUGGUCGCUCGGUACCGUGAUCGAUGGGAGAAGCUGAAGGAGGGUGCGAAGACUAGGCGAGAUGGGGGUGCCGGGAAAGAGCCCCCGAAGGAGGGUCAGGGGAGAAAGGAGAGCGAUCCUGGGGUUGGCCGCUUCAUGGCUGGUUGAUAUCUGGCUAAUUACUGGAGCCAUGGAUGGAUUUCGCAAUUUUCAAUACUAUCAUCACAAAACUGUCGGCUUGCAUUUCGGUUCCAAUCAUAUAUUCAACCCUUUAAACCUGCAGCUUCCACAUGCCAGGCCAUCCCAAACUACCACCAGGGCCCAUGCCGACGUGACUUACCAUUUAAGCAUGAUGACGAUAUUUUUGAGGCUCUGCUUUGGUGUCCAUCAACUGAAUGCAAGGGCAUCAAAAUUGUUGAGCUAUUCCAGUUGCUCAGCAAAUGAAAUGACCUGGCCUGCGUCGCUUGCGCCUC